Plodia interpunctella (Indianmeal moth) is the source of this 844-nucleotide messenger RNA. RefSeq names its product small ribosomal subunit protein uS7 (gene RpS5). Gene Ontology annotation, cellular component: ribosome; cytosolic small ribosomal subunit. Bases 148 to 804 code for a protein of 218 amino acids. Lineage: Eukaryota; Metazoa; Arthropoda; Insecta; Lepidoptera; Pyralidae. Gene Ontology annotation, molecular function: structural constituent of ribosome; mRNA binding; rRNA binding. Gene Ontology annotation, biological process: ribosomal small subunit assembly; translation. The record is from RefSeq and is a predicted model, not a curated record. The transcript has 2 exons.
UAAGUUGGCACUACUUUUAUUUUACAUGGCAACCCACAAAAAAUAUUUUACCAACCUAUAAUUACUAACUGAUGUCGAGCUUCCUUUUCUCGUGUACUUUUGACAGCACGAGGUUAUAAUUUCUAUUUUGCAAUAGAAAAAAUAACAAUGGCUGAAGAAAAUUGGAAUGAUGAAAUUGAAGCUGGCAGCAUGGCUGUGGAAAGCAUGCCACUGCCCCAGGCGGCUGACAUCCCCGAAAUCAAACUGUUCGGCCGAUGGAGCUGUUAUGAUGUGCAAGUGUCUGAUAUGUCCCUCCAAGAUUACAUUUCUGUUAAGGAGAAAUAUGCUAAAUAUUUACCGCACUCUGCCGGUAGGUACGCUCACAAGCGUUUCCGAAAAGCUCAGUGCCCUAUCGUUGAACGACUCACCAACUCAUUGAUGAUGCAUGGGCGCAACAACGGCAAGAAAUUGAUGGCAGUGCGCAUUGUUAAACACGCAUUUGAAAUUAUUCACCUACUCACCGGAGAAAACCCACUGCAGGUUCUUGUGACAGCGAUCAUAAACUCUGGCCCACGCGAAGACUCGACUAGGAUUGGUCGUGCCGGUACCGUACGUCGCCAGGCUGUGGAUGUGUCCCCACUCCGUCGUGUAAACCAGGCAAUCUGGUUGCUGUGCACAGGAGCUCGUGAAGCUGCAUUCAGGAACAUUAAGACUAUUGCCGAGUGUGUGGCAGAUGAGCUCAUCAAUGCUGCUAAGGGUUCAUCAAAUUCUUAUGCCAUUAAGAAAAAGGAUGAGUUGGAGCGAGUUGCCAAGUCCAACCGUUAAUACCUAAGGACAAGUCUGAAUAAAAAAGUAAUAAAACAUC